Molecule: messenger RNA, 438 nt
Organism: Mytilinidion resinicola
Lineage: Eukaryota; Fungi; Ascomycota; Dothideomycetes; Mytilinidiales; Mytilinidiaceae
Product: signal recognition particle, SRP9/SRP14 subunit
Exons: 2
Coding region: 1-438 (145 amino acids)
Biological process (GO): SRP-dependent cotranslational protein targeting to membrane
Cellular component (GO): signal recognition particle, endoplasmic reticulum targeting
Molecular function (GO): 7S RNA binding; endoplasmic reticulum signal sequence receptor activity
Source: RefSeq, a predicted model, not a curated record
AUGGCGGAAGGCCACAUCACCAACGCAGAGGCACCCCAGUUCUUCACAAGACUCGCAGCCCUCCUAGACACUAACCGCGAAAAAGGCCAUGGCUCUGUCUAUCUCACACAAAAACGCAUGGCCCUCUCCCCCGACGCCGCGCCGUCACCCACCAAAGUCGCGGACGACCCACUAUGGGAUACGCACCCCGCAAAUCCUCUCCCUGUAAUCGUCCGCGCAAGCGACACCAAGGAAGAUAAGGCGAAGGAUGGUAGUAGGAGGGAUAAGCCGAAGAUAAAGUUCUCGACGAUAGUUCAGCCGGAUGCGCUGGAUGCGUUCUAUGCGCGGUAUGCAGAGACUUGCAAGGCGGGUAUGUCGGCGCUGAAGAAGAGGGACCGGUCGAAGAGGAAGAAGGAUAAGCGGAAGAAGGCGAAGACGGGGGAUGAGAAGAAAGGAUGA